Molecule: messenger RNA, 2599 nt
Organism: Styela clava
Lineage: Eukaryota; Metazoa; Chordata; Ascidiacea; Stolidobranchia; Styelidae
Product: methyltransferase-like protein 27
Source: RefSeq, a predicted model, not a curated record
CUAGGUGAAAUAAAAAAUUUGUCCAGGUUUUAUUUUAAAAACACAGUUUUAAUAAUAAAAUGUCUGCCAAAAUUGUUCCCGAUUCUGAAUGGAUGAAGCCCGCAACUGAGGAUUCCGUAGAAUCUAUGAAAAGAGUUCAAGAUAUCAUCGGAGAUUUUGAUGCAGAUCAUACCAUGAAAUAUUAUGAUUAUUGGGCGCAGCAUUACGAAAAAGAUUUGGAGGUACUCGACUAUACUGUACCGGAUGAAGUUGUAGAUGGUCUAAUGAAGUUUGUCCCGGACAAGAAAUGGCACGAGAAUGGCUUUCAAGUAUUGGAUAUAGGCUUAGGCACUGGACAAAUGGCAACAGCCCUUCAAAGAAAAGUAGGAUUCUCUGGAAUAAUCGAUGGCGUUGACGGAAACGAGAAGAUGAUGGAAAAAGCUCGCGUCAAAGGAAUUUAUAGGAAUCUUAAUUUACACCUGCUCAUGCAAGACAGCCCAAUGCCAAACGAAAGUAACAAAUACGACGUCGUUGUUUGCUGCUGCGCAAUGGUGCCAGGAUUGAUCCAACCGGAAUGCCUUCCUGAUAUGGUGCGAGUUGUGAAACAGGGAGGUUAUUUUUUCUUCACAACAAGAUCUACCGAUGGUAAUCAGGAAUUCAAAAAUCGAGUGGAUGAAGAGGUGAAAACAUUGAAAGAAAACGGAUAUGUUCGUGAACUUAUGACCAAAAUUGUUCCACAAUACAGCUGGCCAACUGAAGGAAACAAGAAUGAAAAACAAUGCAUCUCGGCAGUCUUGUAUGGCUUGACAAAACUCAGGGCUUUAUAAACAAAUUAAAACUUUUUCAUUCUAAAUAAUUUAUUCGUGGUACUUUUGAACGAGUGCAUUGUUAUUUUCUCAUUGCUUCAUAAAAAAAUUGUUCAAUAUUAACAAAUUAUAUAGUAACAGUUAUGCAUGACUUUACGUUUGUUAGUGAUACCGACUAACUUACGAUUAUUACAGACUUUUAGCGAAGAUAUAUGUUUCGGUCAACAAUAUCGAGACAGAUAUAAUAUGGUCCUAGGAAAAUAUGCCAACUUGUAACUGGGACAUAAUUGAACAGAUUUCCGAGUGAUAUGAAUGAUUGGAAAAUUUGAACUUUACUGAAUACUAAUUUUCUUAUUUUGAGCGUUGGCGGGGGCUUUGUACAAAAUAUUCUGAAGCAAUUGUUAGUUAAUAAUAAACCAGGCCAGCAGGCUGAGUUCAACGGUAUAGAGUCUAUAGACUAUAAACAGAACGCAACUAUAUAGGUCCAUCUUUCAAAGUAUCCAACCUAAAUGGUGUCUGUUACCAGAAAAUAUUAUGUACAAAUCAGGCCCAUAAAAGCCCCAUAACAUUAUAACAUUAGUGAGACUCUUGUCGAGCCAAGUGCUUUGGCCAUGCUCCCAAUUGUGUUGGCCAAAAAAAUGAGAAAAAGAUAAAGGCAAUGUUUUUGUCAGACAACUCAGUUUAGAGGAGAAUCACCGUUAUAAGUAGUGAUAUGAAGUAGCGGGUAGUCACUGAAGAAGAAAAUAGUCGGAUUGUAUGCUCCUCAGCUUAAUGAAUCCGCAAAUAUAUCUUCAGCAUCUCAGCGUAUGGUCUCUUUGUUCGUUACGUGAUGGAGGAAAGAAUGAAAGAUGAUUUGCUGUUUUCCUGUGAAUUGAAAAUUACCACCUGGGCAGAAGACGUAAUGUCUUGAGUAGAGUAAUUUUUGACCAAAGGAAACAUAAGCUGGAUGAAUAUAUUAUGCAGAGUGUGCGCUGAUGGCGCACCGGUUAUAUGCUUAUAUCAAAGAGCGCUUUUUAGACGCUGGUGAGGAAUACAAUGCCUAAUGUUGCCACCACUUACUGUUUGAUUCACCGGGAAGCCUUGGCUUCGAAGACUUUCCCAGGCGGUUUUCUAUGUGCUUUUGACUUUUUCAUUAAAAUCGUGAAUUAUAUCAAAAGCAAUGAUUAGAAGAAACAAAACCUGAGGUCGAAGAUAAUUUCCAGAAUGCUAAGUUUGUUCCUCGCCUGGAAUAUUUGGUGUAUAUUUUUGAAGCCCUGAAUCAGCUGAAUUUAAAUAUGCAAGGGAAGGGAGAAGAUAUUAUUCAGUUUUUCGACUUUACGAAUGCAUUUGUUAAAAAACCUGCGCAACUGGGAACGUAAAGUGGAAAAGGGUAACUUUGACGCCUUUAACAGUUUCACACGUUUGUGUUUGUGAAGAGAUUACGGGUGAAGUAGCAGACGACCUUGGUGCACAAUAAAUUCAAAUCAUACUUUCCGGAGCUUGGUCGAACUGAAUUGUCUGUGGUAAGGAAUCCAUUGGAAGUGGAUGAUGAGUUCUAGAAUGAUUUAGUUGAUCUAAAAUGAUUAGAGCUGUAGAUACUUGUUUGAAACCUUCUCAGUCACUUAGUUUGGAUACGGAUGUCCUCAUCUUAUCCACUCAUUCCAAUGGCAGCCUUCUCAUCCCUAGGAAUUGUGACAUCGAAGUAACGAAACCGGUUGAAUGUUGGAGACGCAUUUUCAUCCACUGCACCCAGGAUUCAGAGCAUUUAGGUUGUGUAACACGAUGAUAAAAACUUUUGCUGUUGUGGUUCUGUGAUUUGCAUUUCAUAAGUUUGA